Molecule: messenger RNA, 2088 nt
Organism: Prorocentrum cordatum
Lineage: Eukaryota; Dinophyceae; Prorocentrales; Prorocentraceae
Source: the annotation of a GenBank genome assembly
CCCGAACUUCGUCGCGGGGGCGCCGGCCAUGGCGGCCAGCGCGUCGUCCUCGUCGAGCACGGCGCAGCGGGCCACGGCCGGCGCUCGGGGCCCCUGGAAGCCGGAGCGGCGCCGCCGGAGGGCCAUGGUCACGAAGCUCUCCGGCGAGAGCAUAGAGCUCGUCCUGGAGCCCGGGUGCCGGGUGUCCGAGCUCAAGGGCCAGAUCGCCGCCCAGUGGCACGUGCCCCUGCCGUGCCAGGAGCUGGCGACGAACGGCACGCUGCUGCACGACGACGACCUGCUGUUCGCGGACAUCCCCCGCGAGCAGGACGUGAUCGACGUCACCCUCAUCUCGAAGAACAGAAGACGAUGGCGCAGCUGAUCGUCGGCAAGCACCCGAAGGCGCGGGACGAGGCGAUGCAGGCCCUCGCGACUUUCGCCAUGCGGGACCACAGGUCCGCCCGCCGCCUGGUGAAGCUGAUUCUCGACAAGAUGACCGAGAAGGCCUUCCGUCAGUUGGAGGGUUUUAUCCCAGGGGGAGACGACGUCCUCAUUCAGGAGAUGACGGUGUCAGAGGCCAAGGCCAGGGUGGCUGAUCUGCCAGGCUGCCUCGGGUUCACGUUCCGCGGGCAGCCUACCGGCGACCCCGUGAAGAUCUUCUUCAAAAGGAAGGCCUUCGUCAAGGGCGUGGACUGGACAUCGUUCAUAUUCGACCGCCACGACGGCCGGCAGGAGCUCCUGAUCCGGGAGCUCAAGAACCUCGAGAGGACCUUCGACUUCCUGAUGCUGUCCUCCCAGGAGGACGCGCGCGCGACGGAGACGCUCCGCGAGCAGCUCCGGGAGUCGGCGCUGACGGACCAGGCCUUCGUCUCGGCCGCGCAGAUCAUGCUCAAGGUCUGGCCCGCGUGCGUCCCCCCGGUGCUGGAGGCCAUCCUGGCCCGCCUGCAGAGCGGCCGGGGCCUGGUGGGCGAGGCGCAGCUCCUGAAGGCCCUCAGCAAGCACAGCGCGCGGCACGACGAGGCCGCCAUCGCCGCCUACUGCACGUCCCUGUCCAGCACCAUGGGCGACGCCGUGGUCGUGGCGGCCAAGGCGCUGCUCCAGCACGCCCCGCCGGGCCACGCGCGGGCCGUCGACGCCCUCGUCGCGUGCGUGACCAGGCUCGGGUGCUGCGUGCAGUCGCCGAUCCUGCGGGCACUCUGCCACGUCGCGCCACGGGGCCACCGGGGGGCCAUCGCCGCGCUGGAGGCCUGCCUCACGGCGCGGCCCCCCGCGAGCGUGGCCGCCCGCAGGCACGUCGAGAUCCAGGUGCAGGUGGAGCAGGGCCUCAAGCUCCUGAGAGCGGAGCCGGAGAGCAGCAGCAGGCCCCCGCCGCCGGCGGAGGCCGAAACUCCGCCCCGCAGCCGUGCGCCUGGCCCACAGGCAGCUCGGGCUCGCAGGCGUGGUGCACCCGCGACGAGGUGGGGCCGCAGCUCCGCUUGCCCGGCGAAGCCCUGCGCGGCGGCUUCGCCCACGGGAACGCCGGGCCGCACCCCGGCAGCUGGGCGCAGCCGGGCAGCCCGGGCAGCUGGGCGCAGCCGCCUGGCAACUGGGCGCAGUCGCCGGGAGGCCAGGCGCAGCCGCAGGGCGGCUGGGCGCGGCCGGGCGGCCCGGCGCCACCGCCGAGCGGCUGGGCGCAGCCCCAGCGCGGCGCCGCCGCGCCCUGGCCGCAGCCGCAGCACCACUGGCAUGGCUGCGCCGCGGCCCCUCCGCCGGAGCAAUGCCCCUGGCGCGGCGGCGCCAGCCACGCCUGGCCGGCGGGAGGCCCUCCGGCGGGCUAGCCGCCAGCGCCAGCGGCCGGGGCGGGGCCUCUCGUGCGGCUCCUCCGGCCACGAGGUGGGCCGCCGCCAGGGCGGUGGGCGCGCCGUCGUCGCCGGGAGUCGAAGGCAGGAGCGCCGCCUGCGCAGCGCCCCCGCAGACGGCCCGGACAGGCCCCAGGACGGACUCCCUCCGCACGCACUGACGCACUGCCGGUGCCCAUAAUGAUCUAGACGUGGGGCGGUUCGCCGUCCUCGCCUGCUUCUCUGUCUGAGCCCACGGUGGAGCCGAGACAGGAGAUGGGAGACGGGGGAG